AUUGUCAGUUGCAGCUACCCCCCUACAGGACGCUGGGUUAUUAUCGCCUAUAUAAGCAAGACGAGCUGCAAACAUCUGUGGCUUCCAAGAAGCCAGCACGCCACUUCGCUCAUAACGAUUGUCUGGUAGAAAAUACAUGUACACAGAUUAUAAUAUAUAUUAAAUCAUGGCUGCACCCAAUCAAGUCCCUAAACUUUAUAAGACAGUUGUGGACGAUGUAAUAACCAGUGUACGGGAAGCCUUUUUGGAUGAAGGUGUCGAUGAACAGAUUUUGCAAGAAUUACGACAGUCCUGGGAAAAUAAAAUGAUCCAAUCAAAAGCUGUUGGUUCAGUAACAGAAGAACACGUUUUCUCCGGUCCUUACGCUGUGGCAACACAAUCACAGACAAUUGCUGGAAAACAGAAAGUAAUGUCAAAUCAGUUAACUCAAGCAAUAUCAGUCCCAAUUCAAAUAACUCGUCCUGCCGGUACUACAGAAUUGAGUACCCCUGCUCAGACAGCUGCUAUGGCUCUCACAACUGGAUUGUUCCAGCAACAAUUAGCUGCAGGUAUUUCUCUGCAACCAUCUGCUAAUAAUCAUUUUAUCACAGUAACUAACAUUCCACAACAAGCUGUUCAGUCAUCACCACAAGUUGCCACGGCAACCAUCACAGUUCCCAAUGCAAACACACUCGUUCAUAAUCAAGUACACACCACUGCUACUGUUUCUGCUCCAUCCACCCAAGUCCUGCACCCCACAGUAAAUGCUUCAACGCCAACUAGCAUAAUUCAGUUUGAUGGGGCAGCUGACACAAGUUCUGAAGAUGAAGAUGAUUACGAAAACGAUGAGAAUGAAGAUGAGGAGGAUGAGGCUGCAAAUGAAGAAGAAGUCGAAACUGGAGGUGUUGAAGAGGAACCUUUGAAUUCCGAAGAUGAUGUUAGUGAUGGAGAUGUUACUGAUUUGUUUGACACAGAUAAUGUCGUAGUAUGCCAGUAUGAAAAGAUUCAUCGAAACAAGAAUAAAUGGAAGUUCCAGUUAAAAGACGGAAUUAUGAAUCUCAAUGGAAAAGACUCUGUAUUUCAAAAAGGUGUUGGAGAUGCUGAAUGGUAGUUGUCUGUCGAAGUUGCAAGAAGAGAUGUUCAUGAAAUAGAAUUUACUUCCACGGAAAACUGUGCUUGACAUUGUUUGUAAUCAACUGCUAAGUCAAUCAUCCUCUAAUUUGUGUGUGUGUGUGUGUAUAUAUAAAUAUGUAUAUAUAU
Messenger RNA from Octopus bimaculoides (California two-spot octopus), 1239 nucleotides. Its product is annotated as transcription initiation factor IIA subunit 1. Gene Ontology annotation, biological process: transcription by RNA polymerase II; transcription initiation at RNA polymerase II promoter. The record is from RefSeq and is a predicted model, not a curated record. NCBI's taxonomy places the organism in Eukaryota, Metazoa, Mollusca, Cephalopoda, Octopoda, Octopodidae. Gene Ontology annotation, cellular component: transcription factor TFIIA complex.